AUGAAAACAUCUAUGUCUUUUUCUGAGCAACCACCUACGACUAGAACUUUACAUUGGAAUCCUCCUAAAUUUUCUUUUCUAAAAGUAAACUGUGAUGCCUCAUAUGAUUUAAGCUCUGGCCUAACUGGUAUUGCUCUUGUUUUGCGUGACCAUGCAGGUACAUGGAGAGGAGGGCUCGUCAAAUGCUAUGCAGGAAAAGCAAGCUCAGAAGCAGCAAAAUGCCUAGCUUUCAGUCAUUCUGUUAGAUGGUGCGUGGAGUUGCAGCUGCCAAGAAUUAUGCUGGAAAUGGAUCUUAAAGGGAUUGACAGUUAUAUAAACAAGGCGUCUCAUACAAUAUCAUGGGAGAAUGAAGUCAUUCUGCUAGAUGCAAUAGAAACUUUAACAAAAUUUCAAGCCUGGGAAGUUAGUUUCGUCCCAAGGAAGUGUAAUAAAAUUGUUGAUACACUUGCAAAGUACAUCAAUAGGUUUAGAAUUUCUAAAAUUUGGUUAGAUGAUCCUCCUAGUAAUGUUGAGGCUCAAUUACUGUCAGAAAAACUUCAGAUUCAUGAUUAA
Molecule: messenger RNA, 552 nt
Organism: Papaver somniferum (opium poppy)
Lineage: Eukaryota; Viridiplantae; Streptophyta; Magnoliopsida; Ranunculales; Papaveraceae
Exons: 1
Coding region: 1-552 (183 amino acids)
Molecular function (GO): nucleic acid binding; RNA-DNA hybrid ribonuclease activity
Source: RefSeq, a predicted model, not a curated record